This is a messenger RNA of Malania oleifera, 1364 nucleotides long. RefSeq names its product protein MRG1-like. The record is from RefSeq and is a predicted model, not a curated record. The transcript is spliced from 10 exons. Bases 178 to 1098 code for a protein of 306 amino acids. Gene Ontology annotation, cellular component: histone acetyltransferase complex; nucleus. Gene Ontology annotation, biological process: chromatin organization; regulation of DNA-templated transcription. NCBI's taxonomy places the organism in Eukaryota, Viridiplantae, Streptophyta, Magnoliopsida, Santalales, Ximeniaceae.
ACUUAAGGUGUGUAAUUAUUGUUUGCGGAUUUGAUUGGUAAAGAAAUUUUAUUCCCCGCCCAGCAACCACAACUGCUCGCAGCGGGCAAGAUACUCCAAACUGGGAAUCGCAGCGCUGAGAGCAUCGCAAGUUGCUCAAACCGCCUCGGCGUCCAGAAAAACCAAUCCUUCUCCCAAAUGGGAAGAAGCUCGAACACUGGAGUUAAGUGCGACACUGUUUCCGACGCCUCCGUGGAAGCGCACGGAGACGAUGAUCAAGGUCGCUGCAUCCCUCCUCCCUCCGAUUCUCUCCCCUUUUCUGAAGGAGAGAAAGUUCUUGCAUACCAUAAAUCUUCCAUUUACGAAGCCAAGGUUAUAAAAAUUGAAUUUUGGAUGAAGGAAUGGAGGUUUUUCGUUCAUUACCCUGGCUGGAGCAAAAACUGGGAUGAGUGGGUAUGCCUGGAUCGCCUGAUGAAGCAUACUGAAGAGAAUGUCCAGAAGCAGCAGCUGCUCAACAAAAAGCAUGGCAUGGAUAGGAAUACAAAGACAGUGGUAAGAGGCAAGAAGCUAAGGAAUGGCUCUAUUAAUAAGGAGUCUGUACACUUGGAAAAGAUUGUAAACAUUCAUAUUCCACGAACACUAAAGAAGCAACUAAUUGAUGAUUGCGAAUAUAUUACUCAUCUUGGGAAGCUUGUUAAAAUUCCACGCUCUCCAAAUGUUGAUGACAUAUUGAACAAGUAUCUUGAUUACAGGUUAAAGAAGGAUGGCGAGAUAGCUGACUCUGUUGGAGAAGUUCUGAAGGGGUUGCGUUGUUACUUUGACAAAGCCCUGCCAGCAAUGCUUCUUUACAAAAGUGAGCGUGAACAGUAUCAAGAAGCAAUUUCAGAUCAUGUGUCUCCUUCAACCGUAUAUGGUGCUGAACAUCUAUUACGCCUUUUUGUUAAGUUGCCUGAGUUACUGUUCUAUGCUAACAUCGAAGGGGAGACUUUGACAGAGUUGAAGCAGAAAUUGCUUGAUUUUCUCAAAUUCCUGCAGAAGAAUCGAAGCGCCUUCUUCCUCUCUGCUUAUCAUGUACCGGAAGAUUUUGAAACAAAAGCCAAAGAGGAACAAGUUGUCUAAUCUGGGGUGCUUGCUCAUAAUCAUGCACAAGUUACCAUUGUAUUACAUGGAUCUAGGUAGAUAUUUGUCACUAUUAGCACCUUUCUUCUUUCUAGGCUCCAAGACCAUUAAACUUGUAUGGCAGAACAAUAGGAGCCUGCCUUGGUGAAAAUACAUAGUUUUCUCAUCAUCGAAUGUUCCUGUUUUUCUUGUGAUCCUUUGAUGUGUAUAUAAAAGCAUAUUUAUAUUAAAGAGGCAGCAAAAUUUAUAGUAAGGUAGUUUUGGAA